CCUGCCCUGUCUGCACCGCCCUGCCCUGCCUGCACUGCCUGCAUCACCCUGCCUGCCCUGCAAAGUCCUGCCUGCCCUGCCCUGCCUGUGCUGUCCUGCCUGCCCUGCACUGCCCUGCCUGCACUAUCCUGCCCACACCUCCCUGCCUGCACUGCACAGUCCUGUCCGUCCUGCCUGCCCUGCCCUGCCCUUCCCUGCCUGCCCUGCCUGCAUCGUCCUGCCUGCACUGCCUGCCCCAUCCUGCCCCCCCUGCCCUGCAUCCCAUGGCGUUACUCUGAGUCUCCCCACCCUGCUUGCUCCAGGAGCCGCCCCACACAUCUGGGCCCAGCAGGGCCACACACCUGGGGUCCCCCCACGCCUCCCCCUGCCUGGCCCUGCCCCAUCAGCCCAGGGAGCUGCCAGGCCAGGGCCACCCACCCCCGCGGUGUGCCUGGCCUAUGGCCACAGGGCCGGCAGCCCCGUUGCCGGCAGCUGCUGGGGCAUGCCAGCGCGGCUGUGGAUCUAAUCAUGGUGGAGGCCGCCCCCGAGGAACACCGCAGGGGCCAGGGCUGGCCCUGCCGUGCAGGCAGACAGCGUCCAGCAGCGGAAUGGCAGGGACGGUGCUGCCUCUCUGCCUGCUCCUCGCUGCCACCCUGCCGGGUGGCCUGACCCAGGCCCGUCCCCGUCCCCUGCUCCUGCGGCUGCGGCGGCUGGAGGAGCAGUUUCGGCGGCUGCAGGAGGUGACGCUGAGCCAUCUCCAGAGCAUCGCCGAGAACUACAACAUCUCCUACAACAUCGACGGACGCUUCCAGGUGCUGGCGGAGCAGGCGGAGGCGGCUGCCUCUGCCCGGGCUGCCCUGGCUGCAGAGCUGGCCCGCUUGGCCACCACCAGCCGGCGGCUGCACCUCAGGCUGAAGCGGCUGGAGGGGACAGUGGGUGCCCUAAGCCCACACUGCCCGCUCACCUACGCACCAGGUGCACCGGAGGAGGCUGGCACUCAGCUGCAUGACCUGCCGGACACUGCCCGGAGCCAGGGCAGCCAGCUGGGACAGCCACAGGGCUGGGUGACCCCCAGCAGCCCCAGCCCUCGGCACCCAAAGGCAAGGAGGCGGCAGCGGCAGCGGGAAGAAGGGCACCAGCUGCCGGAUGAUGCCGGGCUUGGUGGAGCUCCCAGGGAGGAUGCAGCACCAGGAGACCAAGCCAUCGCACUGGCACUCCCCACCAUGAUGGUGGUCCCCCAGGAGCAGCCACCGUCCCCCCAGCAGCCAGGAGAGCAGACGUAUGGGCCCCUGGCGACCACCUCCCCAGCCUGCCGUGCCGGUGUCACCCUGUUCUUCCCCAACACCUCUGCUGAGAACGUGGCCGUCCUGGGGCUGGGGCCACGCCAGGGGCUGCAGGCACUGUCGCUCUGCACCUGGCUGGCCACCCCAGCCCCCCACCUCGGUACCCUCCUCUCCUACGCCACCGAGGACGGCGGCAGCAAGCUGGCCCUGCGUGGCCAUGCUGGGGACCUCCCUGGCUCCGCGCGCUUCGUCAUCGGGGAUGGGGAAUUUCGGGAGCUCCCGGUGAUGCCGCUCCUGGAUGGCAAGUGGCACCACCUCUGCCUCACCUGGUCCUCUGGCCAGGGCCAGUACCGCUUCUACGUGGACAGGCGGCUGCUGGCCGCCGGCUCCGGCUUCUGGCAGGGCUAUCAGAUUCCCGCUGGUGGCUUGCUGGUGCUGGGCUGGGAGCCGGACCACCCCAGGAGGGGCUUCAGCACUGCAGAAGCCUUUGUAGGUCACUUGGCUGGCUUGGCCCUUUGGAGCCGGGCUCUCCUGCCCGGGGAGGUUGCCAGCAUGGCAACUGGCCAGGGGCUGCCCCAUGGCUCCCUCCUCACGCUGGCCGAUGGCUCCCUGCAGGGCGGGGUGCGGAGGGUGGCAUGUCCCUGCCUCCAGCACUGCCUGUGA
Messenger RNA from Chroicocephalus ridibundus (black-headed gull), 1925 nucleotides. It is a transcript of the gene PTX4, whose product is annotated as pentraxin 4. Bases 438 to 1925 code for a protein of 495 amino acids. The record is from RefSeq and is a predicted model, not a curated record. The transcript is spliced from 2 exons. Lineage: Eukaryota; Metazoa; Chordata; Aves; Charadriiformes; Laridae.